This is a messenger RNA of Gasterosteus aculeatus aculeatus (three-spined stickleback), 8291 nucleotides long. Its product is annotated as POU domain, class 2, transcription factor 1. Gene Ontology annotation, cellular component: nucleus. Gene Ontology annotation, biological process: regulation of transcription by RNA polymerase II. Gene Ontology annotation, molecular function: DNA-binding transcription factor activity, RNA polymerase II-specific; RNA polymerase II cis-regulatory region sequence-specific DNA binding. NCBI's taxonomy places the organism in Eukaryota, Metazoa, Chordata, Actinopteri, Perciformes, Gasterosteidae. The record is from RefSeq and is a predicted model, not a curated record.
GCAGAGCUAUAAAGAAAGUAAAGAGUACAGACAGGCAGAGAGAGAGCGCUGUUUGCCUAAACCCUGUUGGCUUCCCCAGUGUGCGUGUCCCAGUGUUGGUCAGUGGACCGUGUGGCGGACAGUGCCGCUGUGUCUGUGUGUCGCUCUGCUUGCACUGAACUCCGCUCGCCGCUGACCAGUGGAGGGUGAAGAGUGGGAGGAGGAACAGAGCGCCGGACGCCCCGCCGGUGGGUUUGCCCGGUCGAGGCAGUUUUCCAGGCUAGUCUCUGCAGCCAUGCUGGAAAACACAGCCGCGGAUGCUAAAGUGAAUAAUCAGUCAGGAACUACUAAAUGUGCAAUGGAAAGUGGUGACGGGAACACCGGAAUCCAAAUCAAUGGGUUUGACUUUCAGAGGCAGACGGUGCCGACCACAAGUGCAAUCACUAAUGCACACGCACAAGCCAUCCUCCAACAGUCUAAGUCUGAAGACUCGAGCGCUCUUCCGACCUCCAUCCAGCAGAGCGUAUUGCCUCAAACCCAGCUAAUGUUGGCCGGGGGACAGAUUGCAGGAUUGACCCUGACCCCAGCGCAGCAGAUGUUGAUCCAGCAGGCCCAAGCUCAGUUCCUGGCUGCAGCCGUGCAGCAUUCGGCCAACCAGCAGAACAGCACCACCGGGGCCAACAUCUCGGCCACCGCAGCCACACCCAUCAGCCAGCUGCCCCUGUCGCAGCCCAUUCAGAUCGCCUCUCAGCUACAGCCGCAGAAUCUCAGUCUGCCUCAGUUCGUCCUGCUGCAGCCCGGCCACCCCAUCGCCACACUACAGCAGCCUACUCAAUUCAUCAUCUCACAGCCAACACAGGCCCAACAGAGCAUAUUGCAAGCCCAGAGUCUUCUAAAUCUACCUCAAAGCCAAGCUAACCUCCUGCCGACUCAACAAAGCCUCACCCUUGCAACUCAGCCUGCCACUCCAACCCGCACAACAGCAUCCACACCCAUCCAGUCCCUGUCCCACACUCAGACGACACCCAAGCGGUUGGACACGCCCACUAUGGAGGAGCCCAGCGACCUGGAGGAACUGGAACAGUUUGCCAAGCUCUUCAAACAGAGGCGCAUCAAACUGGGCUUCACACAGGGCGAUGUUGGCCUGGCCAUGGGGAAGCUGUACGGAAACGACUUUAGCCAAACCACCAUCUCUCGCUUCGAGGCCUUGAACCUGAGCUUUAAGAACAUGUGCAAACUGAAGCCAUUGCUGGAGAAGUGGCUCAACGAUGCAGUUUGUGCAGAGACCCUGACAUCGGACCAGUCCCUGUCCAGCCCCAGUGCCCUGGGCUCCCCGGGCAUGGGCAUCGAGGGGAUCAACCGCCGACGAAAGAAGAGGACCAGUAUUGAGACCAACAUCCGAGUGGCCUUAGAAAAGAGCUUUCUGGAGCAGAACCAAAAACCUACCUCUGAAGAGAUCACCAUGAUCGCCGACCAGCUCAACAUGGAGAAGGAGGUGAUUCGGGUCUGGUUCUGCAAUCGCCGUCAGAAAGAGAAGAGGAUCAACCCUCCCAGCAGCGGAGGAGGAGGCUGCACCCCCAUCAAAACCCUCUUCACCCCCAGUAGCCCUUUAGUGGCCAGCACAGCAAGCCUUGUGAGCAGUCCAACUAUCAACACACCCACCACUCUGACUGUAAACUCAGUGAUGCCUCUCACCAGCACCAGCGUCUCCAGUUUGUCGUUCACAGGCACGAACACAGCGUCCGUCAUUUCCGCGGCGCCGAUAUUCACUACCGCCAGCUCUCCGUCUCUAAGUCCCUCGCCGACGACCAUUCAGUCCGGUAACUCGGAGAGCAAGGUACAAACCAUCCUCAACCAGGUCCCGACAUCCAUAGCCACCACUUUGGGGACUGGUCAAGUGAUGGUGUCGGCGUCGGGGCUGUCGGCGGCGCUGCAGGGCGCACAGUUACCCGGCAGCUUUGCUGCUAUGGCUGCUGCUGCCGGGCUCAACUCGGGACUGAUGGCAUCCUCCCAGUUCUCUCCGGGGGGGGCCCUGCUCAGUCUGACCGGAGGCCUUGGGGGCGGGCUGAGUCCUGCCCUCAUGAGCAACAGCACCCUGGCUACCAUCCAAGGUGUGUAUCAAUCUCUGGCCUCGAGUGGCAUCACUUCCCUGGACGGCAACCUGCUGUUCGCCAACACCUCUACCGGCACGCCGAUCUUCUUGUCCCCCCAGAACCUGUCGCUGCUCACUAGCUCCCCCCUCAGCCUGGUGUCGGCCGGGCCGGGGGGGCUGCAGGUCACAUCUGAUGCUCACCAUCAAGCCAGCGCGGCCGCUGUGCCGGUGCAGGCCUCGACCAUCACCACUGCCUCCAAGGCCCAGUGAAGCCCGUCGGGCUGCGUCCCGGGUCGACGCCCUGUUUCCCGCGCCGUGCACUACUCUCACACCUCGCAGGGAGGCUGUUGGGUCUCGGCUCUGCGCCUCACUAACCACCCAACAUUCUUUCCACUGUAUCUAUCAUUAUUUAAUCCUUUUGCUGCCACCAAAAAGAAAAUGACCUCAAAUGAGGUUGAGGUUGAAUUUUUUUUUUUUUUUUUAUUUUAUACAUUUUGUUUCCUUUUCAUGAUUCUUGGAUGUUUUUUUCCCACCAACAGUAGCCAGAUGGACACUUGUUGACCUGCGGCUCCUCAUGGACCUUGAGAACUGUCCAGGAAAAAAUAUAUACAUCCUCGGCACCAUCAAACUGUUCACAUUUUGUGUGUGUGUGUAAUAAAUAAAUAUAUAUAUAUAUAUAUAUAUAUAUAUAUAUUACACACACACACAUAAUAUAUGUCCUCCAAUUUCCAGGUCAGAAAUUUAUCUGAAAUACUUCUAACCAAAAACGUUGCGAUUUUCCUCUUUUUAACAUUCAAACUGAACAAUUUACUACUAAUUUCACUAUAUUCAUCAUCACUAAUGGGGAUUUGUGUCACCCAAUCUUUGAUUCACUCUUUUUUUUAGACAGCCAUGAUGUAAAUCAUAUCAAAGUUAUGUAGACAGAAACUUUUUAUUUCUUUUUGUCUUUUUUUAACAUUUUCAGAACUUUGUAAAUCUGAUGAGUUAAGAUUUAACUAUCAAUUUUUAAUCGUGGUUAUAAGGCUUUAAAAACAAGUAAUAAGUGGCCGAUAUAAAGGUUAUCACUGCUUUAAGGGUCGGAGGGACGAGGCGUGUCCCUCCGAGUCUGUCCUUCUGGAAACACUGAGUUUUACGCUUUGCUGCGGUGGCAGAGUUGCUUUUGUACACAGCGGUCUUCAGAGCGAUGGUGUUGUGGAUGGACGUCUGUUCGGAGGUCUGUACCUUUAGUUUGGAGUCGGGGUUGGAGAAGUCUGCAUGUGUCGUCUACAGCUCAGGCAGACGCCGAGAGUUGGGUAGUUGCAUGAUCCACAAGGCUGACCGGCCUGUUUUCGGGGAGGACUAGUCGGGGAGGGUGGGGGUGGGUGUAUGGUGGCAUUGGCUUGGUGGGGUUUAUUGUAUUGUGCGUUUGUUUUUUUUGUUUCUUUGAUAGUAGUACCGUCGUAUCUACUUGUGCACAGUAUCUGUACCAAAAAACUGGAUUGAUGAGCUGCAGUCUGCCUGUCUUGGGAGGAAUGAAAUUCUGUCUUUUUGUUUUUCUGCAGUCACUCGACUGGCUUACGUACUUUAAGAUAUACCAAAAAUAUUUGUUCAAAUAAUUGCUGUGUGUAGUCGGUGUAGGUUAGUGUAGUCAAUAUAUUUAUGAGUACAAAAUCUCUCUUCAUUGUCAACAGAAUAUAGAAAUGCAAUAUCUUGAUGAUUAUUUUCCAAAGAUGACCUUUUUUUUUAUUAUUUGACGAAGUGUCUCAUCGCUCAACUUUUGAAUUGGCAGCACAACUGACCAGAAAGAGGGUGAUUGGUGGGUUGGGGCAUGAAAAAGUUUAUUUUAUUUUUAUCAACGGGCCCUCACCAUACCGCCUGAUCUUUGUUAUCGCCCGGCCAUUUGGUGGUUUUGUUUUCCUUUCUUAAUCUAUUUUGGUAGCAGUUUUGGACUUUUGUGAAGCGUUCACGGAAGGGUUUUGUUUUUUGAGGUUUAUACCAAUAUUCAGCCAUAAAACAACAGCUUAAACCAAAGUGGUUUUCCUCAGUAGUUUCUGUACCUGUCCGAGCACGCAAGUUGACAUUCACGCGAUCUCUAUUCCCCACUCUGCUGAUAAAUUAUUUUCCCUUCUCCCACCUCCGUCGUUGCCGGAUAUCCCUGAUUUGUUGCUGCCGGAUGAGGAUCACAGAAACUUUAGCUUUAACAACUUGCUGCUGAAAGUCCUGUUGCAGAGGAGCGUGCUCCCUUAUAGCUUUAUGACCACACCGAGUGAAAUCAGGCUUUGUGGUUCAGACCUCCAGUCUAUAGAAACGUAUGAAUUGGAACAUCAGAUAACCAGAUACCCCCCCUCCUCCCAGGGCCGCCAUUCUGAGCCAGCAUGCUGUGAGAAAAAGAAAUCUAUCCCGCUCCCUAAAUCCGCCCGAGGACUAAUCAACCAAAGUCGACCAAACUACACGCGCAACGUAGCCUUGCUGUGCUACGUCCAAAAACCCCCCAAAAAUUACCAUCGUGAUAAUCUCACCGAGAGCGUAAGCAGUGUAAUCUGUCCAUGUUAUCCUUUAGUGUACUUCUUUUCUGUUGUUGAAUUAUUUUAACUGAAUAUACCUCAGCAGCACUUAAACAUAGAACAUAGAACCAUGUAGAAUCAUGUGUAAUCAUUGUCUGGCUCCCCAGUCAAGCUUUAUACUGAUAAACCACACAUAAAAGGACAACCUACUACUGCUAUUUUCUAGUACUACUAUUUCUGGGGUAUUUCCAGGUUUAAUUAUUAUUUUGAGAUCCUUCUGCCAAAGUAAAAGCCUUUCUCUUUGCAGCUAGGCGGGUGUCUGGCUGCCGUCCUCGGGGCCCCGUUGGGCUCCUAGAGGACCCGGUCCUGUUCCAGUGCUGUUUGUAGUUGCUAAAGAGUUGAACAGGAUAAACCAGUGGCCAUCGGCACUGCAGGAUGUUACUGAAAUAUUUAUCUGAAUUAGAGAAACGAUCUUUUCCUAAUUCUAUACAUAUAAAUAUAUAUAUAUACCCGUGUAAGAUAUUCAUAUUUUAUAUUUGAACCAGUAUGUUAUCAAGACUGAAUGUAGUGUUUAUCAUGCUUACUCGAAAAAGAGGGGGAAAAAAACUCCCCUCAAUCUUUCAUUUUUACUAUCGUAGGAAUCUUUAUUUUUUAUUCACAAAAACCUGACGACCAAAAAUUGAGAAUAAACCUUGAGACGGCGCCUCAGUGGUGCGUUGCUGACCCCUGCGAGGGCUUUUCAACAGGAAGCUCCUGACUCUGAAGCAUCUGAUCUUAGUCUUUAAAUAGAUUCUUUUUUUGUUGUUGUCGUGGACUUGAUUUGUUGUGCUGUCUUUAACAAUCAUUUAAAAUAUUUUUUAUAUUACUUUAUGCCUUAAUUGUUUUGUAUAGUGCGAGAGGGCAAGAUCACUGGCUUUCUUAGUUUGACAAAGAUUAACAUUAUCAUUUAUGCCUUAUUGUUACGUAGAAGACAUGAGCAUUGUAGCAUUGUUUUGUGUGUGUGUGUGUGUGUGAGAGCGAGCGCGCGGUGAGCUCACCUGGUGCAUUGUUUUUACUGUAACAAAACGGUGUACUUUGGGCAUUUUAAGAGCGUGGGAUGAUUAUGUUGCUACCGAUGUUUUUAGGUGUGACUCAAGAGGUUGAGGAUACAUGUGAGAAAAGCUUUACUAAUAAUUCUUAUAAUGUGUGUGUGUGUGUGUGUGUGUGUGUGUGUGUGUGUGUGUGUGUGUGUGUGUGUGUGUGUGUGUGUGUGUGAGAGAGAGUAAAUAAGGAGGGGAGUCUGCAAACCCUUAUGGUGCAUUUCCAUCGGUGUCCGAUAGUGAUUUUAAAAGCAUGGAGAGACCUCAGAGUACUUUUUGUCCAGAGAAGAGGAGGAGAGGGGGGGGGCGAUACUGAUUAACUAAAGCCUAAAGCAAACCCCGUUUAUGGUUCAAAGUCCAGUUUCCAGAUCACAGUUGGACGGUUUAAUCUCUACUAAUGAUCUUAACUGUCAAGUGACGUCGUUUCUGCCGAUGGCUUCUCGCGCGCUUCGGUUUCACUGCGCAGUCCAGAGAUUUCUCGAGGCUCUCGUGGAUGUUGAAGUUUGUCGACCUGCCGCGCUGGCUGGUUUUUAAGGUUGACAAAAGGAAGUGUGGAGCACCGGUUUAGGCAAAGGAAUCUGUAUACCUCAUUUAUAACUCGAGACUGAGUGAAACACGCUUUAAUCUACUAACAAAAUAAAUUAAAAAUAUAUAAAAAAAUAUAUAAAAGAAACGUAAAUAAAGAAACUUGUGUCGGCGGAGAAGCCCGUUCAUACCUGUACUUUGUGAAAGGCCACCACACGGGGGGGACAGAUCCCAUAUCAGUACUCCUGAAUGGUUUUUCUUUCACAAUUUGGUGUUUUUUUCUUUUUGCUGCACACUGAUGUAUUUGUCGGCAUCGGAUGGAAAUGAAUUGUUGUAACUUGAGAUUUAGGUUUAUUUGAGUAUAUUGUAUUCUUUUACUGUCACUUUUUUGUCAUAUGAAUAGACGACCCCUCCACGUUUGAACACUUUAAGUUUGACAAUCCUGUUUUGUCGUUUUAUUAUUUUUAUUUCUCCCUCUGAACAAGUACAGGUAUGUACAUGCCUUCCCACACGACGGCGCGCUCUCGCUUUCCUGUGGUACCAACAUAACCAAAGACUCUUAACUUGAUUGUAUACGAGCGAUGCCCGUCUACACCCCCCCCCCCCCCUCUCCGGGUGCACGCUCUCAACCGUGUCCUCGAUUCGUCUGUAAAGAGUUUGCUUUCAUUGCAUGCGAAUGUGUAUUCCCCCCGGAAACACUGGGCGGUUUCAGUGCCUGUGGGCGGGGACUAAUGAAAAAGGGGGCGGGGGGGACAAGAGACUGAGCGGGCUUCUCCGAAAGACACACACCAAUGUGGUGGUUAGCUGGGCCAUGUUUGUAAAUACCCACUGAGGGAUAACCCUGUGCACACUGUACAUGCUCGGGACUCCCGUGUUUUCUCGAGCGCUGUUGCUAUGGUGCCGCCCCAUCGCCACCCCCCCCCCGCCUCUAUCGCUCUCUCUCAAGGACUGUGGCGUGAAUCCUGUUCCCGCCUUGCUCAAGUGUGUCCGUCUCUUCCUCGUCAUCUGUACACUGUAUAGUCCAGAACAUUGACCCUGUUGUCUCCAGGAAUACACAUCCUGCGGCCCUUUUUUGACUCUCACUGCUGUGUCCCCCCACCCCGCCCCCCCAUCCUCCCUUUUGACGUUGUCUCUUCACUACGGACUCCUCUCAGCUGUGACACUAUGCAUCACGGUCCUUCACUCUGCAUGGACUGUGUCCCUCCGGCUAAGACCUCUGGCCGACGGGCUUCAGUGACACUUUGUGUGAUGCUUUACUCCAGGUGAGGUUGCAGGACCUCACAAGCGCGAUCCCAAAGCAAAAAUCCAAAUAUUGCAGAUACCAAAGAGAUCUCUCUGUCCUGUGUCUUUCUCUGUUCUCUCUCCCUCAACCCUGCAGCAUGUGUAUUAGGAGACAAACCCAGCACUGGCUCUAGUCCUAGCCUCAGUAAUUCCAAAGCUAGAUGUAUAUUUUGGUAUAUUUCCGGGAAGAACUUGCGUGGAAAAGCGUCUGUUUCUCGUUUGUUUGUUGUAAUCUUUUUUCUGUCACAGCAUGGAACUAAUUGCAGAACUGUCUUACUCUUGGUAGGUUAAAGAUAUAGUAUUUUUGUAUGUUUUGGGAUUUGUCAUGUGUGUGAUUAUCAGUUCACAGCCUAAGUGACCAUAGCUUUCAACAAGGAAAAAUGAGAAAAAAAAGGAAACUCCAACCAUGUAAAUAUUUUGUCUGUGUAUCUCAAGAACUGCAUUCUGUAAAACAUUUACUACUCGCGUGGAAAGCAUGGGCUCAUCUAAAGGAAUGUGUCCCCAAUUUAUUCUCCCAUUUUCUUAUUCUGCCGUCUUCUAGUAAUUGUCUCUCCAGGAGUCUUAACGUAAAGGAAUCCUGCUUUCCAUCGUGGACAAAUCACUGAGACACACUGCUCCAAAAUGACGACAAGGAAAAUGAAACCAAACUAAACUGCCUCCAGUCACGGCGGCGAACACCUGAAAGGUUGUGUAGGGGUUUUAAGUAUGUGAAUCAGGAUACAUAGUAGAUUUUGAUGCAUUUGUCUGCUGUAUUUUUGUUGGUUUUGUUUUUAUACACAUAUUAAAAUAACAUUUUACUGUAACUGUACAGUUCUCUUUUGUUGUAAACAUCAUUAAAACAUUUUCCAAGUG